AUGAAGGACAGGCACCUCGAGCUGCUUGCAACACAACAACAGGCCAUGUCCCACGUCCAGCCGCGCGAAGACCCAAUCGACGACUUUGACAUCGAGAUCGACUCGCCCAAGAGACAAGAAGACGAAUCAAUGGCUGAAGCAAACCCCGAACCCGUCCACAACGACUACGCUGUUGAGGACACUCCCGAGCCAGAGACAACUCAGACCCGCCCAACCCACACACCAGUUCGCAGCCACUCCAGCACGCCAAUCGCCCACGACUCUCCCCAAAACACCACAACUCCCCUGCCUCCCCCUACAACCACCACAAAGCAAACCCUCCGCGUGCCCAUAAACUUCAACGACGACGAAGAAGACCCCUCCUCAACCAGCGACAAGGAAAACUCUCUACCUCUGCUCCAACCACCACGUACACCCAUUCCUUCAUCCCGCACCGUCAGCGCUCCGCCUCACCAUCUCAAAACUCCCAUGACAAUUNNUUCUUGCUCGACGCCAGCAAUGCACCCCAAUAUUCCCGAUUUCCUCAACACGCCUAUUGAUAGAGAGGCUGCACUUGCUGCUAUCAAGGAGAGAAGGGGUAGAGCAAGGAGUAAUGGGGCUGCUGGCAUGGCUACACCGAGACGAUUGGGCAGAGAUGCUUCUGCGCCGCCUGGAGCCGGAGGUGUUGGAUCUAGAUCUAAGAGUCGUGGUCCUUAG
Messenger RNA from Aureobasidium uvarum, 696 nucleotides. Lineage: Eukaryota; Fungi; Ascomycota; Dothideomycetes; Dothideales; Saccotheciaceae. The record is from the annotation of a GenBank genome assembly.